Messenger RNA from Trichosporon asahii var. asahii CBS 2479, 657 nucleotides. RefSeq lists its product as uncharacterized. The transcript has 2 exons. NCBI's taxonomy places the organism in Eukaryota, Fungi, Basidiomycota, Tremellomycetes, Trichosporonales, Trichosporonaceae. Bases 1 to 657 code for a protein of 218 amino acids. The record is from RefSeq and is a predicted model, not a curated record. Gene Ontology annotation, cellular component: PAM complex, Tim23 associated import motor. Gene Ontology annotation, biological process: protein folding; protein import into mitochondrial matrix. Gene Ontology annotation, molecular function: protein-folding chaperone binding; protein homodimerization activity; adenyl-nucleotide exchange factor activity.
AUGUUCUCCCGCUCGAUUGUCGGCUCUUUCCGCCAGGCCGCUGCUCGCCCCGCCGUCAUGGCCCGCCCGGCUGUCGCCCGUGCCGUCGCUGUCCGCGGCUACUCGGACGCCGCUGAGGCUAAGGACGAGAAGAAGGCUGAGGAGGGACAGUCCGACGAGGCCAAGAAGAUUGCUGAGCUCGAGGAGAAGCUCAAGGAGUCCACCAAGGAGAUGCAGUACCUCCGCGCCGACUACCAGACCGUCGUUCGCCGUGGCCAGGAGGAGAAGGCCAAGGCCGCCGACUUUGCCAUUGCCAAGUUCGCUCGUGCCCUUCUCUCUACGUCGGACGUUCUCUCCCAGGCUCUUAAGCACGUCCCGCAGCCCGUCGACAAGGGAACGCCCCUCGCCGACCUCGUCACCGGUGUUGAGCUCACCCAGAAGGCUCUGAACCAGACCUUCAACCUCCACGGCAUCACGCCCAUGGGCGACCUUGUCGGCGAGCAGUUCGACCCCAACAACCACGAGGCUAUCUUCCAGGUCCCCGCCGCUGUUGCCCCCAAGCGCCCGGACGGCUCUGACCGCCAGCCCGGAGAGAUCAUCGAGGUCCAGAAGCUCGGAUGGCUCAUCAAGGACCGCACCCUUCGCCCCGCUGAGGUCGGUGUCGUCCAGAUGGAGUAA